Messenger RNA from Oncorhynchus tshawytscha (Chinook salmon), 4300 nucleotides. RefSeq names its product dihydropyrimidinase-related protein 2. NCBI's taxonomy places the organism in Eukaryota, Metazoa, Chordata, Actinopteri, Salmoniformes, Salmonidae. The transcript has 14 exons. Gene Ontology annotation, cellular component: cytosol; cytoplasm. The record is from RefSeq and is a predicted model, not a curated record. Bases 386 to 2134 code for a protein of 582 amino acids. Gene Ontology annotation, molecular function: hydrolase activity, acting on carbon-nitrogen (but not peptide) bonds, in cyclic amides.
GUAGCAGGUGAGCUGGAGAGCGAAGAUGGGAGCAGGGUGGGGCGUUGCGCAUGCACGGUGGCCAUGGCCCUCAUCACCGGUUAUAUUCUCGCUCCCUGUUGGUGACUGACUGUCUGGACAGGCUUGGCUCAGCAUUGGAACGUGAGGAAAGACUGUCAGACCGUUCAGGUUCAUUCAGCAAACCUCUUUGGACGUUGGAACGGAUAGAGUUAUUUCACGAAUUUAGUUAUUGGUUCUGUUGCAGGCGAUAGCUGCAGACACAAUUUUGUCUGGGCGUGGACUGAUCUCAACACAUCUGAGCAUCCAUUCCUUUCAUUGCUAGCGGUCUAGUUUACAUAAGUGUGGUGACUACCAUAAUCGAGGAGGCUGACAACGCGCCGCUAAAAUGUCCGGGUACCAGGGAAAAAAAAAUAUCCCACGCAUUACAAGUGAUCGUCUCCUAAUCAAAGGUGGGAAGAUUGUGAAUGAUGACCAGUCUUUCCUUGCUGACAUCUAUAUGGAGGAUGGAGUUAUCAAGCAAAUUGGAGAGAACCUGAUUGUUCCUGGUGGGGUGAAGAUCAUUGAUGCCCAUGGGCACAUGGUGAUGCCCGGGGGCAUAGAUGUGCACACACGCUUCCAGAUGCCAGACAGGGGCAUGGUGUCAGCAGAUGACUUCUACCAGGGCACCCGAGCUGCUCUGGCUGGGGGAACCACCAUGAUCAUUGAUCAUGUGGUUCCAGAACCUGGUGUGAGCCUGCUGGCAGCGUUCAACCAGUGGAGGGAAUGGGCCGACAGCAAGUCCUGCUGUGACUACUCUCUGCAUGUGGACAUCACUAACUGGCACAAGGGCAUGCAGGAGGAGAUGGAGAGCCUGGUGAAGGACCAUGGUGUCAACUCUUUCCUGGUCUAUUUGGCUUAUAAGGAUGUUUUCCAACUUUCCGACUCCCAGAUGUACGAGGUGUUCGGUGUCAUCAGAGACCUGGGUGCCAUCGCUCAGGUGCACGCAGAGAACGGGGACAUCAUUGCCCAGGAGCAGUGCAGGAUCCUGGAGCUGGGCAUCACUGGCCCUGAGGGUCAUGUACUGAGCCGCCCAGAGGAGGUGGAGGCAGAGGCAGUCAACCGGUCAGUCACUGUGGCCAAUCAGACCAACUGCCCCCUGUACAUCACCAAGGUGAUGAGCAAGAGUGCUGCUGACGUCAUCGCCCUGGCGAGGAAAAAGGGCGCUGUGGUGUAUGGAGAGCCCAUCUCUGCCAGCCUGGGCACGGACGGCACCCACUACUGGAGUAAGAACUGGGCCAAGGCAGCUGCCUUCAUCACCUCCCCACCCCUCAGCCCCGACCCCACCACCCCCGAUUAUCUCAACUCACUGCUCUCCUGUGGUGACCUGCAGGUGACUGGUAGUGCUCAUUGCACGUUCCACACCUCCCAGCGUGCCGUGGGUAAAGACAACUUCACCCUCAUCCCAGAGGGCACCAACGGCACUGAGGAGAGACUCUCCCUCAUCUGGGACAAGUGUGUGGUGACUGGAAAAAUGGACGAGAACCAGUUUGUGGCUGUGACCAGCACCAAUGCAGCUAAGAUCUUCAACCUGUACCCCCGUAAGGGCCGCAUCGCUGUGGGCUCUGAUGCCGACCUGGUCCUCUGGGACCCAGACGUCAGCAAGGUCAUCUCUGCCAAGAGCCACAACGUGGCUGUGGACUAUAAUAUCUUUGAGGGCAUUGAGGUGCGUGGAGCUCCCCUGGUGGUGAUCAGCCAGGGCAAAAUCGUGUUGGAAGAGGGCGACCUCCAUACCACUGAGGGAUGUGGGCGCUAUGUGAGCCGCAAGCCCUUCCCUGACCAUGUCUACAGGAGGAUAAAGGCUCGCAGCAGGCUGACGGAGCUGAGGGGGGUCCCCAGGGGUCUCUAUGACGGGCCAGUGUGUGAGAAUGUGACACCUAAGGUAAUGACUCCGGUCACCUCGGUGAAGACCUCUCCAGCCAAGCUGCAGCAGCAGCAGCAGCAACAGCAUCAGCAGGGUCCUCAGCCAGUCCGCAACCUGCACCAGUCUGGCUUCAGCCUGUCUGGUGCACAGGUUGAUGAUAAUAUUCCUCGCCGCAACACCCAGCGCAUCGCGGCGCCCCCUGGUGGGAGGUCGAACAUCACCAGCCUGGGUUAAGCUCUCCUGUCAGCUGAGCCAGAGAGGAGAUGAGCGGGAGAAUCCACCCCAACUCCCAGACAAACCAUCACAACCAACGGAGGGCACUUCAUCUAAUGUGAUCCUUCUCCCUGACUCAACUGCACCCUGGUCAAAAACACUUCAUCUUCAUCCAUAUUUAACAGCUCUGUCACCUCAUUCAAAGAAAAAAAAGUGAUAGCACUCAAUGUUUUGUUUUGUUUUGUAUGACCUAUAUGCCACCUUCAUUUAUUUUUUUUUAAAGGAAGAGUCAAGUGAAUUUAGACCGCUUGAUGUUUUACAGUUUUGUGACAAAUAUAUUUAUAUCCCAUUUAAGUUUGGGCUUUGUUUACAUUUUGGCUUUUAAUUGUACAAGAGGAACUGUGGAUUGCAGUCGUGGCAUUUGAUGUAUCUGCUAUUUAAUGGGCCAUGACACGCAUUGUUUCCAAGAAGUGAUAAAUGUCGUUAUGAACUACGGAGACACUGAAUUGAAUCAUUGUCAAAGACACGUGGCAUAUUUUAUUAAAAUACAUCUUAUUGUUUUCCUUCUAUCCUAUAAGUGAAUGGAAUGGUUUCUUGCAUUUGGCAUAAUUUUAAGGCUUUAGAGUAGUGUCGUUUAAGUAACUGAGAGGACCUUUUAACCGCUCUGUCAGAUUUGAAUGACUUUAAACAGCUGUGAGUUCUUGGUAUUAUCCUCCCAGUCUUUCUGGUCAGCAUUACCACAGAAGUUUCAGCUGAACAAAUUCACUUUAAUCUUCCUUUCUCUCAUUGCUGCACUUUUUGUAUUGUUGUAAUAUUUUUGUUGUUAAUAUUCUACAUUUUCAAUCGUGUCUAGAGCUAAAACACUACUGUAAUCUCUGAAAUAUUGACUAUUAGAUCUUAGCUUGUUUGCUGAUGGAAUGCACAGAAGUCAAAGGUGAGAGUAUUGUAGGGUUAAACCAUUCAUCUCCUCACUCAGAACACCUUUGACACAAAGCAUGCACAAUACAUGGCAGCAGGGAGAACCUUCGGCAAAAAAAAACAGACGAGAGACAUUUAGCCUCUUAUUUCAUCCUCUUUUUUUCUUCUUCUCUAGCUUUCCAAAGUUAAAGCUCGCCAAGAUACCAGGCUUCCUAUAAUCACACUGCUGUUUAUUUCUAAUGACACUGACAGCCAUGCUGGAUAGAAGGUUGCCCCUAGCAACCUCUCUGGUGCUAUUUGUUCAAUGCUGUGUAUGUGCAGAUGGUGGUGCCUACUUUUUCCACUCAACCACACAAAUUCAAGCUUUGUGAAAACCACUUUACGGGGGAAGCGGGGUUAGCUCUUACCAUUCCUCCAUCAUGGUCUCAUAUGUCACAGGUCUUCAUUUUCUAUCUGCUAAAGUGCAAAAGGUGAAUCUGUGAAAAUGUUGAUUUGUAUUAGAUGUUUGUUUUAGUUAUUUUUCAGAAUGUUUGUUCAUUAUCACUUGCCUGCCUAUUCUAUAAAGUAUUGAUUGAUUGCACACUAUAUGAACCAUGUAUUUAUGAAAAAUAUAUCUUAAGCACUGUCAGUGACAAAGCUAGUACAAGUGGUGCUUUGAGAUCCAGUGAAAAAAAGCUAUGAUAAUGAAAUCCAUUAUUUACAGUGUGCCGGUUAUGUGGUUUGACUCCUGUCCUUAUUGUUGGAGACAUUAGAAUAGCAUCUCCUUGUAGCUCUGUGAGUGUUGACGAUGGGAGCCACUUUUAACAGGUGCUCCAUCAUCACUCUCUUUACCCUCUUAACUAUUCACAUUAGACCCCACUGUUAGUGCCACUCAUCAGGGUAUGGACAAUGUUAGUUAACCACUCACUAAGCACUCACUGUGUGAAAGGUACAGUAGGGACCUUUUACAGUAGUAGGCUCCUUAUUCAUCUGAUCAGUUUUCGGUAUAGCAUUGUAUUCUUUCCUCCUUGCCUUGUUUAGGUACAGGUCAUCAUGCCAAGCUUGUAUGUGAUGUAAGUGAAUUGCAGAUGGAGAGGUUUCCUAUAGUGUUUAUUUUUAAUUUCUGAAGUUUAGCACUGUCAUUGCCCUCUCUCCCCUGCCAUCUAGUGAUAAACUGUUGACCAUGUAUGUUUUGUAGGCUACUGGGAUUUUGGGGUACUUAUUCCUGACGGCAUUGAAUCCCAUCGGUGUUGAUGUAAAUGGUUUUAAACAUUAAAAAAUUCAACAAAA